UUCCUCCGGAACACCAGCGAUUUCCUGUUUAUUGUUUUUAACGCCGCGGCUUCACGUGCACUGAUGAAGAUGAAGAUGAUGAAGAUGAAGCGCUGCUUCACAUAUACACUGUUUAAUGCAACACUGUUAAAUAUUCCAUUAGCUGCAGAACAGCAGCAGUUCCGUGGAUCAAGUGUUUUUGCUGUGUGGCUCGUGUAACUGGUAUUUGUGGUAAAACAUGAUGUCAAACAUAUUUAGAAACUAUAAAUACUGCACUAAUAGACAGAAGUGCUGAUCAUGCCCGGGGUUCACAGCACUGAUGAGUUCUUCUAAGCCAUGUUUAUAAAGCUGCAUGAAUGUCCUCCUCUAAACCCUGUCUGAGAGGCCAGGCCUAGUGUUUCAGAGCAGGCACUGGUGGAAGAUGUCUCUAGUGGAUUUGGGAAAGAAGCUCCUGGAAGCCGCUAGCGCCGGUCAGGACGACGAGGUCCGGAUUCUGAUGGCGAAUGGAGCUCCGUUCACCACCGACUGGCUGGGCACGUCUCCGCUGCACCUGUCGGCUCAGUUCGGUCAUUACUCCACCACAGAGGUGCUUCUGCGCGCUGGUGUGAGUCGAGACGCUCGCACUAAAGUGGACCGGACACCGCUGCACAUGGCCGCGUCUCAGGGUCACACACGCAUCGUGGAGCUGCUGCUGAAGCACGGCGCCGACGUGAACGCCAAGGACAUGCUGAAGAUGAGCGCGCUGCACUGGGCCGUGGAGCACAGCCACAGAGACGUGCUGGAGCUGCUGCUGCGCUUCGGAGCUGAUGUUCACGCGCAGAGCAAGUUCUGCAAAAACGCGCUGGACAUCGCGCUGGACAACAGCAGCCACGAGCUGGCCGAGAUCCUGCAGGUGGCGAUGCAGAACCAGAUCAACACAAACCCCGAGAGUCCGGACACACUGAGCGUCCACACGGCCGCGCCGCGGUUCAUCAUUGGUUCAGGACGAGUGAACCUCGCCGGACUCGUGUCGCACGCAAACCACAGCAAAUCCACAGUCGUGGCCGCAGAGGAGCUGAUCACCGCAGACUCUGUCGAUGGAGCCAUACAGCAGGUCAUGAGCUCUGGAGGUCAGCAGGUCAUCACCAUAGUAACAGACGGCAUUCAGCUGGGCAACCUGCAGACGGGGACAGGCAUCAGCCAGCCCAUAAUAGUCACCAUGCCUGACGGGCAGCAAGUGCUGACAGUGUCGGACACAGAGGUCGCAGAGGAAACGGUGAUCAGCGACGAGCCGUCUGUUAAGCGUCAGUGUGUGAAGGAAGAAGAAGAAGAUGAUCAGAUGACAGAAACACAAGACACACAGAUACAGGAGAAAGUGGCUCUUCUGAAGCAGCUGGAGGAGGCGAACCGUGAGGUGCAGAAAUACAGACAGCAGUUCCUGAAGAAGGAGCAGGAGGCGGAGGCGUACAGACAGAAGCUGGAGGCCAUCACACGGCAGAGCGUGAAGAAAGCAGCGUGAACCUGACCGGAUCAUUAUCAUUCAUUUACUUCAGUUCUCGUCAUAAAGUGUCUCAGCUGUGGUGCUCGUGUGGCCGACACAGGUUCGAUUCUGACCCACAUCCCACUGGCCUUUGAAUAAAGAGACAAAAGCCCCUCAAAACCAGAAUGAGGAAGGUUUAAUUGUGCUGUAAUGUCAGAUGUCAUGUGUUUGAUCUGCACGUCUGAUCAAAUCCUUCAUCGUCAGACUCGUUUCCUCGCUGAUAAUCAACAUGAAUCUCUUGUGUUUAUAGUUUCCUGCUGCUUGUUGUUUGUGAUGCAUUUUUCAGGAUUUCUGUCAUCUUACUUUUAAAAGACAGCAGCGCUGGAUUUGUUUUCUUUGAGGAGGAUCUGAGCAUCUCUCCAACACCGAUCUGCUGGUUCACAUCUAGACGGCAGAUUAUAACACAUCUUAAACUGAAUAUGCCGAAUAAAUGCACAAUAAAAGGGUUUUACAGUCUGAACCA
This is a messenger RNA of Sinocyclocheilus grahami, 1961 nucleotides long. RefSeq names its product GA binding protein transcription factor subunit beta 1. Gene Ontology annotation, molecular function: protein binding; transcription cis-regulatory region binding. The coding region runs from base 401 to 1477 and encodes 358 amino acids. Gene Ontology annotation, biological process: positive regulation of transcription by RNA polymerase II. The transcript has 7 exons. The record is from RefSeq and is a predicted model, not a curated record. NCBI's taxonomy places the organism in Eukaryota, Metazoa, Chordata, Actinopteri, Cypriniformes, Cyprinidae. Gene Ontology annotation, cellular component: nucleus.